GAUAAUGAAACAAAGGGUUUAGUUAAGCAUUCGCCGUCGCGGAGAGACCAAACUAAGAACUAGGGCUUAUAUACGAGGAAGAAGACGAAGACUGCGAAGCCCAGAAUUUCACUAAGAGAGAAGCUAUGAAAUCAUUGAGAGUAGAACAAGUAUUGAAAGAGAAGCAGACCCAUGACUCCGAUUCCGUCAAGGAACUCACUCUUGGCCAGAGAGCUCUCUCCGACGUGUCUUGCUUGACCAAGUUCAGAAACUUGGAGAGACUCGAUCUUCGCCUAAACAACCUUACUUCUCUUCAGGGAUUGAAAUCUUGCGGGAAUUUGAAGUGGCUAUCCGUUCUGGAAAACAAAUUGCAGAGCUUGAAUGGCGUUGAAGGACUCUCUAAGCUUACAGUGCUAAACGCAGGAAAGAAUAAGCUUAAGUCAAUGAAUGAGGUCUCUUCUCUUGUGAGCUUACGUGCCUUGAUUCUAAACGACAAUGAAAUUUCCUCCAUUUGCAAGCUAGAUGAAUUGAAAGACUUAAACACUCUCGUUCUCUCUAGAAAUCCAAUCAGUGACAUCGGUGAUGCGUUUUCCAAGUCAAAAAAUCUCUCGAAAAUUUCCCUGUCGAAUUGCAGAAUCCAGGCUAUCGGCUCUUCCCUCAAGUCAUGCACUGAACUGAAGGAGCUCCGACUCGCUCACAAUGAAAUCACGGCUCUCCCGACUGAGCUAACCCUCAACGAGAGGCUCCGGAACUUGGAUGUGGGAAACAACAUGAUCAUGAAAUGGUCUGAUCUGAAGGUUUUGGGUUCGCUCUCUAGCUUGCGAAACCUCAAUUUACGAGGAAAUCCAAUCGAUGAAAAUGACAAAUUAGCUAAGAAGGUGACAAAGUUACUUCCCGGGUUGCACGUAUUCAAUGCUAAACUGUUAGGUAAAAGCUCGAGGAAUGAAAAGCAUGGCCAAGUCGAUAGCGGAGAUGAAGAGCUAGAUGCCCCUCGUAACAAGACCGAAGAACAACCCAAAGAAGAUCAAAAAAGCGAAAAAAGAUCCAAGCACAAGAAAUCUGAAGAGAAACCACAAGAAGAACAAAAGAGCAAGAUCUCCAAGCGCCGCAAUUCAGAAGAACUUUCGGAAAAGAGCAAGAAUCUUUGCUCUGGCGGGAAAGAUCUUUCGGGCAAAGGGUUAGACGGGAAGCAGAAAAGAGAGAAGGAAGAAAGACCUGAAGCUGGUCGGGAGAAAAAGAAAAGGACCCGAGCAGAGGAAGAACUCGACAUCAUAGACGACGCAGAGAUCUCUUUUGCAGAACUCUUUGCGAGCACCGACAUGCCAGAGAGCUCUGUGAAUGAGCGUGAGAAGAAGAGAGUCGGGCAAGAGAAGACGGGCUUAGCGGGCGAUAUUGUCACUAAACCGAGCAAGAAAACGAAUACGGGCAAGAACAGGAAUAAGGGUACGGUCCUCGGGUUUCCUCCAGAGACCGAGAUCGGGAUAGGCGGAGAGUCCACGUGGGGAUGAACUCGGAGACAAGAACUCCAACGGCUAGUGAUAUUCUUGAACUUCUCAUUUUUGGUUAUGAAGUUUCCAUAUUUAGCAAGUUGUUAGUGUUGAGAGAGUUUCUGUGGGAGAGGAGGAGAAUGUAAACUCUUGUGGGUUUGAUAUUGUGGUACGCAGGGUUAAAUUUUAUAUAUAUA
Molecule: messenger RNA, 1663 nt
Organism: Tarenaya hassleriana
Lineage: Eukaryota; Viridiplantae; Streptophyta; Magnoliopsida; Brassicales; Cleomaceae
Product: protein phosphatase 1 regulatory subunit SDS22
Exons: 10
Coding region: 126-1487 (453 amino acids)
Molecular function (GO): protein binding
Source: RefSeq, a predicted model, not a curated record